GCGCUCGGCCUCGGGGGGAACCGCGGCACGGAGCUGGGAGAAGGGGGCACCCCUGGGGUUGUGAGGGUCGCCGGUUUCCCGCCCAGGCCCUGGGACGCCGCCCGGGACCCUGUGGAAACCUCUGGAAGCAGUCACUGCACCGCCAUCCACUCGCGACGGUGCUCCGCCGCCGCCGCCCGAGGGAACAGUCCCCCGCCGGGGCCCGCUGCCGCCCUCGCCGCAACGCUCAGAGGGCCGUGGUCCCCGCGGCCGUCCGAGCGCCGCGGCGAAGGGCGGGGGGGGGGAGCGGGCCCGGCAGCGGCAUGAUGCUGAAGGCUGCGCGCCCGCCUCUGCCAUGGCGCCGCCCUUAAACGGCAACAGUGAUGGGCUCCACGCGCUGUUCUACCGCGACGCCCAGGGCGGGGAGCGGUACGGCGCCGGCCCGUACGGCGUCCAACGAUGCCUGAGGAAGUGCAGCAGCACGGGGAGGAGGAUGCGGAGACUUUCGCCUUCCAGGCGGAGAUCGCCCAGCUCAUGUCACUCAUUAUCAACACCUUCUACUCCAACAAGGAGAUCUUCCUGCGGGAGCUCAUCUCCAACGCCUCCGACGCUCUGGAUAAGAUCCGUUAUGAGAGCCUGACAGAUCCCUCCAAGCUCGACAGCGGUAAGGACCUCAAGAUCGACAUAGUCCCCAACCUCCGGGACCGCACGCUCACCCUGGUGGACACUGGCAUUGGGAUGACAAAAGCGGACCUCAUUAACAACCUGGGCACUAUUGCCAAGUCUGGUACCAAAGCCUUCAUGGAAGCCCUGCAGGCUGGCGCAGACAUCUCCAUGAUCGGGCAAUUUGGCGUGGGUUUCUAUUCUGCUUAUCUAGUGGCCGAGAAAGUGGUUGUUAUUACCAAGCACAAUGAUGAUGAGCAGUAUGCUUGGGAGUCAUCAGCUGGGGGCUCCUUCACUGUCCGGACUGACCGUGAUGAGCCCAUCGGACGGGGCACCAAAGUGAUCCUGUACUUGAAGGAGGACCAGACAGAGUACUUGGAGGAGCGGCGUGUCAAAGAGGUGGUGAAGAAGCACUCUCAGUUCAUUGGCUACCCCAUCACACUCUAUCUGGAGAAGGAACGUGAGAAAGAGAUCAGUGAUGAUGAGGCAGAGGAGGAGAAAGAUGAGAAGGAAGAGGAAGAGCCAGCAUCCAAAGAUGAGGAGAAACCCAAGAUCGAGGAUGUGGGCUCUGAUGAGGAGGAAGGAGACAAAGGCAAGAAGAAAAAGACCAAGAAAAUGAAGGAAAAAUACAUUGACCAGGAGGAACUGAACAAGACCAAACCUAUUUGGACCCGCAACCCUGAUGACAUCACCCAGGAGGAGUAUGGCGAGUUCUACAAGAGCCUCACUAAUGACUGGGAAGACCACCUGGCUGUUAAGCACUUUUCCGUGGAAGGGCAGCUGGAAUUCAGGGCCUUGCUUUUCAUCCCACGCCGUGCCCCUUUUGACCUCUUUGAGAACAAGAAGAAGAAGAAUAACAUUAAGCUGUAUGUGAGGCGUGUCUUCAUCAUGGACAGCUGUGAUGAGCUCAUCCCUGAGUACCUAAACUUCAUCCGGGGUGUUGUGGACUCAGAGGACCUGCCUCUGAACAUCUCUCGUGAGAUGCUCCAGCAGAGCAAGAUCCUCAAGGUGAUCCGCAAAAACAUUGUGAAGAAAUGCUUGGAGCUCUUCUCCGAGCUGGCAGAGGACAAAGAGAGCUACAAGAAAUUUUAUGAGGCCUUUUCCAAGAAUCUGAAGCUGGGCAUCCAUGAGGACUCGAACAACCGAAAGCGCCUUUCAGAGCUGCUGCGUUACCACACAUCCCAGUCAGGUGAUGAGGUGACUUCGCUUUCAGAGUAUGUGUCCCGUAUGAAGGAGACCCAGAAGAGUAUCUACUACAUCACAGGGGAGAGUAAGGAGCAGGUUGCCAACUCAGCAUUUGUGGAGCGUGUGUGGAAGCGUAGCUUUGAGGUGGUGUACAUGACAGAGCCCAUUGAUGAGUACUGCGUGCAGCAGCUCAAGGAGUUUGAUGGCAAGACCCUAGUGUCGGUCACCAAGGAGGGGCUGGAGCUGCCCGAGGAUGAGGAGGAGAAAAAGAAGAUGGAGGAGAGCAAGGCCAAGUUCGAGACCCUCUGCAAACUCAUGAAGGAGAUCCUGGACAAAAAGGUUGAGAAGGUAACCAUCUCAAACCGGCUGGUCUCAUCUCCCUGCUGCAUUGUCACCAGCACUUACGGCUGGACAGCCAACAUGGAGCGCAUCAUGAAGGCUCAGGCACUGCGGGACAACUCUACCAUGGGUUAUAUGAUGGCCAAGAAGCACCUCGAAAUCAACCCUGACCACCCAAUUGUGGAAACGCUCCGACAGAAGGCUGGUGCUGACAAGAAUGACAAAGCUGUCAAAGACCUAGUGGUGCUACUCUUUGAAACUGCUCUGCUGUCCUCUGGUUUCUCCCUGGAAGAUCCCCAGACCCACUCCAACCGCAUCUACAGGAUGAUCAAACUGGGGCUUGGCAUUGAUGAAGAUGACGUGACUGCAGAGGAGCCCAGUGCAGCUGUCCCUGAUGAAAUCCCCGCUCUGGAGGGAGGUGAAGAUGCAUCCCGCAUGGAAGAGGUAGACUAAAGUAGGAGGAAUCCUCUUCCCUCACCUGCUAGGCCUCUGCCCACCUCAUGUCUGCUUGCUUAGGAGGGCAUCUGCUCCCACCAGCUGCUACUGACUCCUUGGUGGUGUCUCUUUUUCUGGAUUUGAUUGGUGGGGUUUGUUUUGUUUUGUUUUGGGGUGUUUUUUUUUUGGCAGGGGCAAGAAGGAGUGAUUCCCUGUUUGUCAGUAGUGAGUUAUUCAGGCAGCCUGGGGCCUGUCUGUUCUGUGUCUUUCUGCUUGUGUAGAAACAGCUGAUGGGGGAGUGGAGGUGAGGAGGCACCAGGCUUCCCCGUCUCCCUGCCAUAGGGUCUUCCAUGUUCCCAGUAGGCAUCAAACACUUGCCUUGUUCCACUGGCCUGGGAGAGCCCUUCCUCUAAGAUGCUGUCUCCUGGAACCUCCGGGGUGUAGGAUAUUUUAUUUUGGUUGGCUUGGUUAUUGUUUGGUUGUUUUUCUGUUGUUUUGUUCUACUGGAAUUAAAGUAUCAAAGAAUGUGGUUUACA
This is a messenger RNA of Phalacrocorax carbo (great cormorant), 3137 nucleotides long. Lineage: Eukaryota; Metazoa; Chordata; Aves; Suliformes; Phalacrocoracidae. The record is from RefSeq and is a predicted model, not a curated record.